CCCUUAUUCCCGAGCCACAAAUGGAUGUGCCGAAGUCUGUCUGAAUGAUCUUCUAUGUUUACACCUGAUUGGAGUAGGAAUAAGGUAGCUAGCUGAGUGGGUGGAACCUGUAGGAAUAUMUAUCUCAUAUUGCUGUCAGAUCUUUCAUUCUUGGAGCGUUCGUCCCAUUGGAAAUCGAGGUUUGAGGAACUUGGCUUCUCUAUUCAGCUUUAGCUAGCAUCUUCAUCUCUACCUCCGCAAUGGCGAAAAGCCCCGUCCGAGCUGCUGGCGUCCCCCACCCCUAUUGGCCGCGGGACCUGUCCAUCCCAGGCUACGUGGCGAACGAUAGAUCAAUGCAUGAGAUCCUGUCCUUCCUCUUCUCUGUGUCGGGUCUCUUCCUGCUGUCCACCUGGGUCCUGACGGGCCGGAAGUGGGCCAGGGAUGGCCGUGGUCAGGAGUUUGGGGUGGGCAGGCGGCUGGCUAUCUGCUGGUUUGCUGUCUGUGCAUUCAUCCACGGGGUCAUUGAGGGAUGGUUCUCUCUGUACUAUGACAUCAUCCCCUCAGACCAGAGCUUCCUGUCUCAGCUGUGGAAGGAGUAUUCCAAAGGAGACAGCCGAUAUGUCAUAGCUGAUAACUUCACGGUGUGUAUGGAGACAGUAACAGCCUGGUUCUGGGGUCCAUUGAGUUUGUGGACGUUGUUUGCCUUCCUGGCCAACAAACCAUGCCGCUUUGUCCUGCAACUCAUUGUCUCUCUUGGUCAGCUGUAUGGGGCGGUGCUGUAUUUCUACACUGAGCACCGUGAUGGUUACAGCCACAGUCAGAUGGGUCAUCCUCUGUACUUUUGGUUCUAUUUUGUCUUCAUGAACGUCCUCUGGAUCAUCAUUCCUCUGGUCCUCAUACUGGAUGCAUGGAGACACCUGCAGCAGGCCCAGACACACACUGACCUCGCCCAGAAGGAGAAGACCAACUGAUGAGCAGGGGUGGGUGGGAGAGCAGCAGAGGUGGGGGGGGGGGGGGGGGAUUAAAAAAAAAAAAAGGAUAUCAAAGUAGCUAGACGGAGAAAGGCAGAUAUUUUUAGCGCUGUUGAACAGAACUCUGAUUAAUAAUAGUAAUGUUUGUGAACUGACCAAACAAAAUAAUGUUGAUAGAUACAUGAUACAGUGUAUGUGUGGUUUGUAUUGAAUAUUUUUCAUAAUUUGUUGGAAUUAUGCAAUGUGAAUGUUUCCUUUUUCUAAACUGAUUAAACACAUGACGACA
Molecule: messenger RNA, 1236 nt
Organism: Salvelinus sp. IW2-2015
Lineage: Eukaryota; Metazoa; Chordata; Actinopteri; Salmoniformes; Salmonidae
Gene: ebp
Product: EBP cholestenol delta-isomerase
Biological process (GO): cholesterol biosynthetic process
Cellular component (GO): membrane; endoplasmic reticulum
Molecular function (GO): cholestenol delta-isomerase activity; steroid Delta-isomerase activity; C-8 sterol isomerase activity
Source: RefSeq, a predicted model, not a curated record